UGAGAGACCGUUUACUUUGGUUUCUUGGGUUGUCACUUUUGUGAAAAAAAAUCCUGUUUGAUUUGAGUGACAAGUGUUCAUUGAAUCGAUUGUAAAAUGGAUUUUGCAUGUCUAAACGGCCGUAGUAUUGAUCUUUAUCAGUGGCGCACAAGAUGCGAUGACGAUGUAUGUGGCAUUGCAUUAUAAGGUUAUGUUAGCCUAUCCAGUUGAAGCCACUACAAAAACAUCAAUGUGGAGAAGAUCUUGUUUACAUCAAAACUGAAACAAAGCCGUGCACACAGAAUGCAUAUUUCGCGCAUUUUCUAGAGGGACACCGUUGGACUCACGUCUCGCACAAGAGAGUUUCAUGUUUAGAAAGACAUCUAAAAAUGUAUUUAAUUUAAUUUUCUACAAAUAUCUCAAGACUUUAUGUAGGGUUUUUGUUCCCCAUCACACUGCAUCUCAUGUUUUUAAAUGAAAAAAAAAAAAAAUUCUGUGUGACUGGUUUUCCGCCCUUUUUAUUUAACAAUGCAUGCAUACAUGUAUGAAAGGCUCCUAGAGAAAUUAGGUCUUUUAUUGAAGGGACUCUUAUUUUGAUAAUUGUAGACUGUAUUUCGACGUACAUCCAGUAGGAGGCAUUAUUGUACUGGUUUGCUGCCUGAUGACUGCUUGUAUUAUUACUGAGAGAACGGCAGCUGUGCUCAAGUUUUCCUCAGCUGCGCACCGAAGUUUUUCCUGCCUGUUAUUUUGGAUGUUUGUCGGCGUUUGGUGUUUCAAAGUGUUAGUUCAUGACCAUAAAACUCAUUUUGAAUACACUUUGGAAAGAAGCUACAGUCUCCUCAUUCAUUGUGUCCUGACCGACACACCAGGAGUGUAUACUGCUGAUAAUUCAAACCCAAGCCUAGCAGUCUCUUUCCUCUCCAACAACUGGUCCUUCGAGCCGGAUGCAGUGUUCAUUCCGGGUACCAUGGAAUCUGAUGAGGAGAUCGUUGGAACAUCCAGAUCAAAACGCCAAACACGUCCACCAGUACGUCUCCAUGACUUCGAAGUGCAGUAUGUAGGUGGCAGAGCUGUAACGGAACCUGCUAUUUCACCCCACUGGGAGGUACCAGCCCCUUUGACACCUCUCCAGUCAUCAUGGCACAAUCCUAAUUACCUCUGUGAUGAUGCUGCGCUUCCCACAGGCCCUCGGUUGAGAUCACCAAGCUUCAGUUCUGCAGAGCAUAGUGAAAACCUACCUCAGUCAUUCAUGUCAGCCCAGCAGCCCAGAUACCCUAUGCCUGAGUACUAUAAUGAGCUACAAGCCAUUCGCAGAGAGAAUGCACAGCUGCUGCAGACACACCAAGCCUUUCGUGAUGACAUGAUGGAGUUGAAAGCAGUUAGUACUGAGUUCAAAGAACUAGUUAAAGUUGCUCAAGCCUUGAGAGCAGAGCUCAGUCCAAGUAAAAGCCAUGAUAGUCCUCCAGUGCGAUCAGAUCCCAAAUUGCCAUCCCGUCCUUCCUGCCACGUUGACCAGACAGAGCAGGCCACACCAGCUGAGGAUAAAGAAUGGCCUGAGCUUCCACCCUGGCCUGAGCCCGAAUUAGAACUGAGAAGGGGCAUGGAGACUUUAAAGUUAUCAAAACCCAGUACAGCUACAUACCAACGAGAGGUACCGAGGUACUCGAAGGCCUCCAAGUCUCAAUCUUCCCAAUCAUAUCUGCCUUCUCAGUAUUAUUCUCAAAGUACAGAUGUGCUACCUCCGCCACCAACCCCUGAAGACCUCAGAGAGUUGUUAUCCUCAACUGCACAGUCCUUAUAUCGGAAACCUUCACAGGUUCAAAUCCCAGUUUCUUCUCCUCGAUAUGGAGCCAUGCCAGCUCAGCCAAGUCAUCCAACACCUGCAGUUAAAGUAGAGUCCAAUAUACCACAUUUUUCCCACACCUCAGGGUCAGAGUAUGUCUAUAGAGGGCCUACCCCUACCAUCCCCAAGUUCAGCCGGCCAGAUCCAAGCGAGUUCGCCAGACUUCGAAUUGCCUUAGAGAAUUUGCUUCCUCCAGAUGGGACUGAACUCUUUAAGUAUCAAAUACUGGUGGACCAUUUAAAGUUGGAUGAAGCUAAGCUGAUUGCGGAUGCCUUUCUGAACUCGCCUACCCCAUUUACUGACACCAUGGUGGCCCUCCAUGAGAAGUUUGGUCAGCCCCACCAACUAGCAUUGAGGAAAAUUGCCAGUGUUUUAGAAGCUCCUGAUGUAAGGCGUGGGGAUACUGUUGCAUUUCAAAAGUUUGCUCUGCAGGUACAGUCGUUGGUGGGUUUGUUGAAAACUUUAGGACCUGAAGGUGACAUUGAAUUGAAUUGUGGGUCACAUGUGGCACGCCUUGUGAGUAAACUUCCUACUGAGCAACGAGCUGAGUUCCGCCGUCACAUGUUCCGGCAACCUGGAACUGUACCUACUCUGCACGACCUUUCAAACUGGCUCCGCUAUGAAGCUUGGUGUCAUGACUUUGAUGUUGAAAUUGUCUCACGAGGAGUCCAAGACCGUCAGACUUUCCGACCUGUACAGAGUAAAAGGACUGUAGCCGUUCUUCAUGGAGUUGGAGAGGCUCAUAAUUUAACUUCCCUAUCACCUCAGAAGGGUACUACUCAAAGGACCAAGUCAAGUGAAAUGAAACGGUUUUGCCCAUUCUGUGAUAGCACAGAGCAUUAUUUGAGUCAAUGCAAAGCAUUCGCUAAACUUACCACUGAUCAGGCCAAAGACUGGAUUCGAGAAAAUAAUCGUUGUUGGCGCUGUGCCAGGACUCACCACGCUGCUCAGUGUGACCUGAAGAAGCCCUGCAACCUAUGUCAAGGCAAACAUCUUCGACCUCUGCACAAUGUAAACGUUAGAUCUUCCAAAGAGGAUACAGUUAGUAGUGAGAAAACCUGCCUUACCAAUUCCUCUCCAGACAGAUUUUACCUGGACAAACCAGUGGUUGGGAACCGUGUAAUGCUGAAGGUAGUACCUAUCCAUGUUCAUUAUGAAGACCGCACUUUAGAUACAUUUGCACUUCUGGAUGAUGGCUCUGAGAGGACCAUCUUGCUCCUUACUGCUGCCAAAGCCCUCGGUAUACAGGGUACACCUGAAGAUCUCUCCUUGCACACUGUUCGACAAGACAUUGAAGUUCUUUGUGGGUCAUCUAUCUCCUUUCAAGUAUCCUCAACCCACAAGCCUCAAAUUCUUUACAAAAUCGAACAUGCCUUCACUGCUGAUCGCCUCAAUUUGUCACGACAGUCUUAUCCUGUGGAUCAGCUGCAGAAGAAGUAUCACCACUUACAUGGUCUUCCCAUCCUGCAAAUUAAAGAUGUUCAGCCUCUACUUCUGAUUGGGUCAGAUCAGCCCCAUCUCAUUACCCCAAUUGAACCUGUCAGAUUAGGUUCUCCAGGUGGACCUGCUGCUGUCCUCACACUCCUGGGAUGGACCCUCCAGGGCCCUGCAUCAUUCAUGGGGCGGCCUGCAUCCUCCCAACAAUGCCUGCUGACAUCAGUCCUUCCACCUCAAGAUGAGCUCUUUAAGAAUGUCCAAAGGCUCUGGCAGAUGGAAACUGUUCCACACAGAGAUGAGAAAGAGGUGACUCGGUCUAAACAAGAUCAGGAAGCUUUAAAGUUACUCGAAACCAAGACCAUCCGCACCGAAGUCAAUGGCAUUCUUCGACUUGCAACACCCUUGUUACGGCAGAAAGAUAUGCCUAUGUUGCAUGCCCCUAAGGAAUCAGUCAUGCCUAACCUGCGCAGUAUUGAGAAACGUUUGUUGAAGGAUACGGUGAAAGCAGAGAUCUACAGAGCUGAGAUGGAGAAGCUCAAGCAGACAGGAGCUGUCCAGGAAGUAAAUAAAGAAACAACAGACUCAGAGGAAUGUUGGUAUAUACCUCACCACAUUGUCAGUCAUAACGGGAAAUCUCGUGUGGUUUUCAACUGUUCCCACCAAUAUCAUGGGCAGAGUCUCAAUCAGUAUCUGCUGCCUGGCCCUACACUUGGCGCAUCAUUGCUAGGUGUGCUCAUCAGAUUUAGGGAGCAUUCAGUCGCAGUAAGUGGUGACAUCAAGGCGAUGUUCCAUCAGGUCCGCCUCCUUCCCGAAGAUCGUCCCCUACUGCGUUUCCUGUGGCGUGAUCUGAAAGUGGGAGAACCACCUAAAGUUUUCGAAUGGCAGGUGUUACCAUUUGGCACUGCAUGCAGUCCGUGCUGUGCCACUUAUGCUCUGCAGCGCCAUGUGACCGAGCACAGUGUGGCUGAUGAAUCCAUCAGGUUCUCAGUAGAGAAAUGUUUUUAUGUGGACAAUUGCCUUCAGAGUCUGAGCACCCCUGAAGCGGCGAGGUGUCUGGUUGAUGGAUUGAGAGAGAUGCUUUCUACAGCUGGAUUUGAGAUACGACAGUGGGCCAGCAAUGUUCCCGGAGUUCUGAGUCAUUUACCCACAGAAGCUCAAGCUGAGAGCUUGGAACUUUGGUUAGCUCAAGACAAGACCGACAUAUCAGAAUCAACCUUAGGUCUACACUGGAACUGGCAGACUGAUAAACUGUCAUUCAAGAGCCGACCUGUCGUGUAUAAGACUCCCACCCUCAGGAACAUCUACAAGGUCCUAGCCACUCAAUAUGACCCUCUCGGACUUCUUUUGCCGUACACUACUCGAGCCAAGGUCAUCAUUAGGCAGCUAUGGAAUAAGCAGCGGGGUUGGGAUGAUCCAAACUUACCUCCUGAACUCUUGCAGUCAUGGCACGUCUGGGAGAAUGAACUCCAGUACCUACCAAACAUAACCCUCCCUAGGACUUAUGUCCCUCUUGAGGUGGAGAAGGAUGGUGCCAUACAUGAAGUUCACAUCUUUUCAGAUGCCUCAGAACAGGCAUAUGGAGCUGUGGCAUACAUGAGGACCACUGACAAAAGAGGCCAAGUGUACCUGUCUUUCAUGGUAGCUCGAUCCCGAGUAGCACCCAAACGUUCUCAUUCCAUUCCUCGAUUGGAACUUUGUGGAGCUCUUGUGGCUGCUCAGUUAGCCAGAUUGCUUCAGAGGGAACUGACCUUGCAAAUUGAGACCACGGUGUUGUGGACAGACUCCUCCACUGUCCUUACCUGGCUGAACUCGGAAUCAUGCCAUUACAAAGUUUUUGUUGGCAAUAGAGUUGCCGAAAUCCAGGAGCUAACAGGGAAUUGUUCUUGGCGCUAUGUGGAUUCUGCUAGCAAUCCUGCCGAUGACCUCACCAGAGGCAGACCACUGAAUGUUCUUUCAGGGAUAAAUAGAUGGUCUCAAGGACCUCCCUUUUUACUCCAAGAUCCAGCCACCUGGCCAGUAAUGCCAGGAACAGACCUGACAGAUGACCCCACAGAGCUACGGAAGUCUGCCUUUUGCGGUACCGCUGCAGUACCACCCCGAUCCAGUGUACCGGAUGCUUGGAACUAUCACACCUGGCAAGAACUCCUGGAUGCCACUGCUAAGGAAAUUCAGGUAAACUCUACCUCUGAUUCCUUUCCCGAUGCAAAUGAUUAUAAUCAAGCGGAGAUCCUUAUUCUCAAGCGAGUACAGCAGGAGUCUUUUCCCAAUGACUAUCAACAUUUGGAGAAAGGAAGCCAGUGUCUGCUGACAGUAAUCUUCUUACCUUAG
This is a messenger RNA of Carassius auratus (goldfish), 5587 nucleotides long. RefSeq lists its product as uncharacterized. NCBI's taxonomy places the organism in Eukaryota, Metazoa, Chordata, Actinopteri, Cypriniformes, Cyprinidae. The transcript has 2 exons. The coding region runs from base 641 to 5587 and encodes 1648 amino acids. The record is from RefSeq and is a predicted model, not a curated record.